AGUUACCAUAGCAACCAGCAACAGUAGGCUAGUCCCCUUUUACCAUCUUUAACUCUGGUUGUUCCAGUCAGGGAGAUGAAGAAGCUCUGCCACCUGUCUAAUAACAUCCUGAUAGUCAGCAUUUUACUGAUUGUCUUCUUUCCUACAGGUGCCUUUUCUCAUUGUGGUAAUAAUUUUCACGCCCACGUGCAUACAGUAAAAGAGAUAGAUGCUCUGAUUGGAUCUUGUGUGGAUAUCUCAUGUAGAUUUGAGAAUUUCGAAGGAUUUGACAGCAGGAGAAUCACUUUCGGAAUCUGGAUGAAAAAUAAGGCGGAAGUAUCUGACACUGUUUAUAACAGCAGUGGGAAAAUUAACACCUAUCAAAUGGAAACGACUGGAAAUCUCAGAAGGCAAAACUGCAGCAUUCGGAUUCCUAAUUUAACAGCAGCUCAUGCAGACAAAUACUUUUUCAGAUUAGAAAACGAACCCGUGAAAGUAACAUUUUGUGACGAUCCUUUUAAGUUAACAGUUAGAGAUUCUGCUUGGAGUCCCAUCAUUAAUGUUUCUGGAAGUGAGCUGAAGGAGCAUCAGUCUGUCACUGUAACAUGCUCAGCUCAUACUCCCUGUUCCCUCUCACCUCCUAUACUCUCCUGGAAUAUCGAAGGAGACUCUGUCAGAAAAAUAGAGAAAAUAACUGAUGGAGCCUUUACAACAAAAUUCCAGGAGACCAUCACUCUGUACGACACACAUAAUGGAUACAGCAUCAAAUGUUCUGCCAAAUAUCCUGUGACAGGAGGAUUCAAACAAGCAGUUGCAGAAAAGACUCUAAAUGUUUCAUGUAAGUGAUCCUAUCAGCACAUC
This is a messenger RNA of Poecilia reticulata (guppy), 840 nucleotides long. RefSeq names its product B-cell receptor CD22-like. The record is from RefSeq and is a predicted model, not a curated record. Lineage: Eukaryota; Metazoa; Chordata; Actinopteri; Cyprinodontiformes; Poeciliidae.